Messenger RNA from Aphanomyces invadans, 1187 nucleotides. RefSeq lists its product as hypothetical. The transcript has 2 exons. Gene Ontology annotation, molecular function: GTP binding; GTPase activity. NCBI's taxonomy places the organism in Eukaryota, Oomycota, Saprolegniomycetes, Saprolegniales, Verrucalvaceae. The record is from RefSeq and is a predicted model, not a curated record. Gene Ontology annotation, biological process: endosome to lysosome transport; phagosome-lysosome fusion. Bases 256 to 1023 code for a protein of 255 amino acids. Gene Ontology annotation, cellular component: late endosome; phagocytic vesicle; lysosome.
ACAUCGAGUCCAGGUGUUGCUGGAUUCGACAGUCCGAUGCGCUACGUGCUUCGCAUCGUCGUGGUUGCCUUCAACCCGUGCGGAGAGGUGCGAUAUCCCCCACGAGGUCACCCCCAGUCUCUCUUGUGGGGGUGGUCUUGGUGGGCUCGCAACUGGUCUUGAGUUGGAUGACGUUUUGUCCACAGGUCAGACGGUGGGGCGAGCUUUGUUCGUUCGUUCGGUUUCACGUGGCGUUGUCGAAUUCGUUAUUACGACAUGAAAACCGGCGGCACCGGCGAUCCCGUGUGCAAGCUGAUCUUGCUCGGGAACGGAUCGGUGGGCAAGUCGAGCAUCAUCAACCGGUUCGUCGACGAUGGGUUUGCGAAGCAGUACAAGCAAACGAUCGGCCUCGACUUCUUCGUCAAGAAGAUUCAGCUACCGCACGACCGGCGCGUCAUCCUCGAGGUCUGGGACAUUGGAGGUCAAAACAUCAGCAGCAAAAUGCUCGACAAGUACGUGUACGGCACCGACAUUGUAUUUGUCUGCUACGACGUGACCGACCCCAAGUCGUUCGCGGACGCCGAGGACUGGUGUGCCCUCGUCGUGAAGGCAGCGACGUCGGCCGAGGACAAACUGUCCAAGAAAAAGUCGUCGCGGAACCAGCUCGUCUACUUGGUCGGCAAUAAAAUCGACCUCGUCGGACUACGUGCUGUCACUGUUGCUCAGCACGACGCAUUCGUGAGCAAGCACAAGCUAACAGGGUCGUUCCUGCUGUCGGCUCACAGCGGCGACAACGUCCUUCGCACGGUGCAUCUGAUUGCCGCCCGUGCAGUUGGAGUCGAGUUGUCCGAGUUUGACCUCCAGUUCUACGACACACCCGUGACGGCGCACGCGCUCGCUCCGUCUGCCGGUGACAACGAUCCACGGACCGUCGACGCCGACGCGAUCGAGCAAGAGGACUUGAGGUUGGAGGCGCAAAAGAACAAGGUUGCUUGCAUGCCCAGCCAUUCCAUCCUUCACGCACUGGCGCCAUCAACAUCUUGACGGCCAUCUUCGUUGUCGAGAGAGGUGUUGAUUUCAGGCGGUUCAUUCAAAAGCGAGGACGCGGGUUGUUGUCGACACGCACGAAGCUUAUGCAGUACGCGGACAGAUUCGUGAAUGCAUCGCAAGGCCGACUCGUCUACUCACGGCGUUCCUGAGCAACGGCA